Ogataea philodendri is the source of this 759-nucleotide messenger RNA. RefSeq lists its product as uncharacterized. The coding region runs from base 1 to 759 and encodes 252 amino acids. Lineage: Eukaryota; Fungi; Ascomycota; Pichiomycetes; Pichiales; Pichiaceae. Gene Ontology annotation, cellular component: proteasome core complex; proteasome core complex, alpha-subunit complex; cytosol. Gene Ontology annotation, biological process: ubiquitin-dependent protein catabolic process. The record is from RefSeq and is a predicted model, not a curated record. The transcript has a single exon.
AUGUCCAGAAGAUACGACUCCAGAACCACCAUCUUCUCCCCCGAGGGAAGACUGUAUCAGGUCGAGUACGCGCUCGAGGCCAUCAAUCACGCAGGAACGGCCAUUGGAGUGAUGGCAAAGGACGGUGUUGUUCUGGCCGCUGAGAGGAAAGUCACCAGUAAACUGCUGGAACAGGACACGAGCGCGGAGAAAAUGUACGUUUUGAACGACAAGACCGUGUGUGCGGUGGCCGGAAUGACUGCGGACGCCGGGAUCUUGAUCAACAACGUCAGAUACUCCGCACAACAGUACCUCAAGACCUACGGUGAGGAUAUCCCAAUAGAGACUCUUGUGAAGCGGAUCUGCGACGUGAAACAAGGCUACACACAGCACGGAGGAUUGCGGCCGUUUGGUGUUUCGUUCAUCUUUGCUGGAUACGACGACAGAUAUGGAUUUCAAUUGUACACGAGUAAUCCUUCUGGUAACUACUCCGGAUGGAAGGCCACUAGUAUCGGGGCUAACAACAACAGUGCACAGACUCUUCUGAAACAGGAUUACAAAGACGACUUGACUCUCGAAGAGGCCAAGACAUUGGCAUUGAAAGUGUUAAGCAAAACCACAGACAGCAACAAGCUCACUAGCGAGAAAGUCGAGUUUUCCACGAUUGGCCUGGAUGCCAACAACAACAUCAAGCUAAAGAUCUGGAGUCCCGAGAGCAUUGACAAGCUGCUGAAGGAGAGCGGUGUUCUAACCAGAGAUGAGGAAGGAGACGACAAAUAG